AUGUUAAUUAUCAAAAAUUUUCAUUAUGGUGAAGCGACAUUGUAUGAAACACUUCGAUUAUAUCCAGCUGUUCCAAAAAAUUCCAAGGUGUGUGUGAAACAUGAUAUUUUACCUGACGGUACACAUGUAUAUCCUGGAGAAAAUGUUGCUUGGUCACCUUGGUGUAUGGGUAGAGAUAAAAGCAUUUGGGGUGAAAAUGCAUUACAAUUUUAUCCUGAUAGAUUCUUAACUUCUGAAGGUGUAUUGAAACCAUCUCAAUUUAAAUUUCCUGCGUUUCAUGCUGGUCCAAGAAUCUGUUUAGGACAACAAUUUGCUACUGUUGAAGCAUUAACAUUGGCUACAUCAAUGUUAAAAAAAUUUAGGUUUGAACUAAUACCUGGUCAAGAAUCACCUCCACCAUAUAUUUCUUCCAUAACCUUACCAAUGAAAAAUCCUUUAUUAGUAAAGGUUUAUCAUCGUGAUUCUUAA
Messenger RNA from Entrophospora sp. SA101, 468 nucleotides. The record is from the annotation of a GenBank genome assembly. Lineage: Eukaryota; Fungi; Glomeromycota; Glomeromycetes; Entrophosporales; Entrophosporaceae.